ACCUGCAAACACAGCAUUUUAUCUCUAUUUUUGACACGUCACCGGCAAUGGAUCUAGAUCACAUAACUUAUCUUAUUCUUUACUCUGUACAUACAGAGAGAAAAGGACAAUAUAAUCACAUAUUAUAAGGUUUUCGUUGCCUGACGCGAACGAAGACCUAGGUCACAUUUAACAACAAAUUAAGACUAAAGAAAGACUUCGAAAAAGAAAGAAAAAAUGGACGUUGCACAACUCUUAAUCCUCUCUUCUCUCUUUCUCUUUAUCUCCACCAAAAUCUUGCUCACAAGAUCCAAACGGAAAAUUAACCUGCCACCGUCUCCGGCGAUCUCUUUGCCAUUAAUAGGCCACCUCCACCUCCUCAAGCCACCGCUCCACCGCUCAUUCCUUUCCCUCUCCAAAUCCAUAGGAAAUGCUCCAAUCUUCAAACUAUGGCUCGGAAACCGCCUCGUUUAUGUCAUCUCCUCACGUUCAAUGGCCGAAGAGUGUUUCACUGGUAACGACGUCGUUCUUGCAAAUCGUCCCAAGUUCAUAGUGAGCAAACAUGUAGGCUACAACUCCACCCAUUUACUCGCGGCAUCUUACGGCGACCACUGGAGGAAUCUCCGACGCAUAACGGCCGUAGAGAUAUUCUCGACUCAGAGACUUAAUUCGUUUUUGCAUAUCCGUAAGGACGAGAUCCAACGCCUCAUCUCACGUCUUUCCCUAGACUCCUUACACGGUUUUGUGGAGGUGGAGAUGAAAUCACUAUUAGCCAAUUUGGCAUCCAAUAACGUCAUCAGAAUGGUGGCCGGAAAGCGAUACUACGGUGAAGAAAACGACGAAGCUAAGUCAGUGAGGCAACUUGUGGCGGAGAUGGUGACCAGCGCCGGUGCUGGGAACCCAGCUGAUUAUCUUUCGAUCGUUCGUUGGUUCACCAAUUAUGAAAAGCGAAUCAAGAACUUGGGGAAUCGGUUUGAUGCCUUAUUACAGAGGAUUGUCGAUGAGAAACGUGCAGAUAAAGAAAAAGGUCAAACUAUGAUCGAUAGUUUGCUUUCUCUCCAAGAAACCCAACCCGAGUACUACACGGAUGUCCUCAUCAAAGGACUCAUACUCACUCUGACAGUUGGAGGGACAGAUACCUCAGCGGUGACACUCGAAUGGGCCAUGUCAAAUUUGUUGAACCAUCCAGAAGUACUAAGAAAAGCGAGAAACGAAAUAGAUGAUAAGAUCGGUUUUGACCGGUUAGUAGACGAACCGGAUAUUGUCAAUCUCCCUUAUCUCCAAAACAUUGUGUCAGAAACACUACGCUUGUAUCCUGCGGUUCCGUUACUACUACCUCAUGUGUCCUCGGAUGAUUGUAAAGUGGCGGGAUACGAUAUCCCACGUGGUACGAUAGUGUUGACUAACGUGUGGGCUAUGCAUAGAGACCCAACGUUAUGGGACGAUCCGGAGCUAUUCAAGCCAGAGAGAUUUGAAAAAGAAGGAGAGGCUGAUAAGCUAUUGCCAUUUGGGAUGGGACGAAGAGCUUGUCCUGGAGCUGGACUUGCUCAACGAUUAGUGACUCUGGUUCUUGCAACUUUGAUUCAAUGUUUCGAAUGGGAAAGAGUUGGUGAGGAACUUGUAGACAUGACUGAAGAAAAAGGAGCCACGCUGCCCAAACUAGUGCCGUUGAGAACCAUGUGCAAAUCACGUCCCAUUGUUGGUAAACAGAUAUAAUGUUUGUCUUCAAAAGACUUACCGUUAUUUCCCUUUUUAUAUAUCAAAAUAUUUGUUUAAGUGACUACUUUAUAUGUUGACAUUUGCUUGACUUUUAAAAUCUUUGCUUAAUAUCGAUGUAAGAGCAAUCCAUUAGUGAAUCCAAUAGAGAAAUUCACAAAAC
Raphanus sativus (radish) is the source of this 1858-nucleotide messenger RNA. Its product is annotated as cytochrome P450 81D11-like. The transcript has 3 exons. The record is from RefSeq and is a predicted model, not a curated record. NCBI's taxonomy places the organism in Eukaryota, Viridiplantae, Streptophyta, Magnoliopsida, Brassicales, Brassicaceae. Bases 217 to 1695 code for a protein of 492 amino acids. Gene Ontology annotation, molecular function: oxidoreductase activity, acting on paired donors, with incorporation or reduction of molecular oxygen; heme binding; iron ion binding.